UAAGUGUUUAUUGAAAGAGAAGACAACCUUAGUUAGUAAGGCCUUCAAACAGCUUUGUGAUGAGUAUUUCGCCUCGAUAACAGCAUUCGACAUUGGAAGUCUUACCGCACGUGUGAGAAAGAAACAUGGAACCAAAGCGCUGAAAAUACUCACGUCAAGAAGUAACUGUCUAAAUGAACUGAUUCUACCCGACAUGACGAUUAAGACAGGUCCCUCACUGGUCAUUGAUAUUUUUAGCAAGAAUAGAAUGCUCGAGACUGUUGAUUUGAGCAAUAUGAACUUUUGUGAUAACGAAUGUUCAGGCAAGUUCGACGUAUUGUUGAUCAAACUUGCGGAAAAUUGCCCACAACUCAAAAAGCUCGUCCUAACUUUGAAUCAGUGGGUGACAAACGAAGCUCUUACUGCAGUUUUCAAGAGAUGUUCACAACUCAGGGUUCUAGUGCUGAAUUCUUGCCUACCUAUGAUCAAUGAGUCAACCUUUGAAGCUUUGGCAGAAAAUUGCAAGCAACUACACCAGUUGGAAAUAGCUGACUGUGAAUUCAUCACCGCAAAAGUUUUAUCAAGAGUUUUUCAAGCAAAUCCCUACCUUGAAAUUGUCUAUCUAUCCCAUACUAGUGCAACAGAUGAUAAUUUAAGCUCUUUAGGCCAAAAUUGUAAAUCCCUGAAGAGUAUAAUUUUGUCCCAAAACACUGAAAUUACCCAAGUUGGGUAUAUGAAAUUUUUUGGAAAUUGUGUCAAACUUCAUUCAGUUGAUCUGAGAUUGACAAACAUCGAUGAUGAAAGUCUUGCUCAUUUAGGUCUGAAUUGUAGGAACCUCUGUGAGGUUAAGCUAUACCGAUGUGAUUCCUUGUCUCCUGUUGGCCUGUGUAACUUCUUUAAAAAUUGUCCAUCAUUAAAGUCUAUAGACUUGACAGACUGUCCAUCAGUGAACAAUGAGUGUAUUGUCUGUUUGGCUAAUUACUGCCCAGGCAUAAUAGAAGUUUUAUUGCACAACUGCAAUGACCUGACAUCAAAGGGAUUUCAAAAGUUUUUCAGGCAAUGUCCACAACUGGAAACUAUCGAUAUGUCUUUUUGUAAAGCUGUGAAUGACCUUGCACUCAUUUGCCUUUCAAAGAACUGUUUGAAGCUCAAGGUAUUGAUUGCCAAUGCUUGUAGGCGACUUACUUCACAUGGAGUCAAGCACAUACUUAUGGAGUGUACAGAGCUUCAAGUACUGGAACUGUGUGAUAUCGUACUGGAAGACUAUUGCUUUGAACCAUUGAUAAACAAGAGGACUUCAAAGAUAAAGGAACUUAGCCUUGGUUCCUUCCGUUUUUCUUGUUUUAUUUCUCCAUCAACACUUUCAAGUGUUCUAUCCUGUUGCCCAGAGCUUGAAGAGAUCUCAUUCACCAACAUUGACGACCUUUCUGAUGAGUGGAUCAUGUGGCUGGCAGAAACAUUCCCAAGACUUAAGGAUGUGUCUCUCAUGCGUUGUUCUGGAUUGACAAACAAAUCUUAUGAGGUGUUGCUUAACAAAUGUCCUGAAGUUGAUGUGGAUUUUGUCCCUGUAAAGCAGCAGAUUGUUUUUAACACAUUUAGAUUGCAUCCCUCCUAGAUGCACAUCUUCUGAGACACAGACUGUAUUGUAGUUCUACAACAAAGAGAGGGAAACAACUUUAGAAAAGAUUGUUUUUUAUUAGACAAUCAUUGUGCAUUGCUUUUAUCACUUGAAUUUCUUUCUUGUUCCUUCUUAAAUAUUUUUUUGGAACUAAUCCACUAAUCCUGUCACAUUUGAAGGUGUGUAAAAUCAUACAGCUGAAAAAAAAAAAAAAAACAGAGCAGAUUCAAGAGAAAAAAAGAGAGACAAUUCCAACCAGCCAAAAAAUAUGAGAAAAUGAUUUAGACCUCACUGUAUGAUAUCAAAUUGUUGGGCUCUUUUAUCUUCAGGCAGAGGGUAAUUCAAAUGUGAAUUAGAUAAAAAGGCAUUCUAGAUCACUCUGGUAUGUCAUAAAUCUAUUGGUCAAACUUUUUUGUAGCCAAAUCUGAUAAUUAAUGUCCUGUGGAGAUACUUCAAUGGGAUUUAAAAAAUACAUUUGUGUUCUUAUGGGGGUGGUCAGAACUACUUUUUUGGUUCCACACUCCCUCAAGAAAAAUGGGUACGGGCCAGUCUACCAUAAGGACUUAAAUAACAGAUUAAGAAGAAACACAUGAGCAUCUUUUACCAAACCAGAUGAUGCAGUGGUUGUCAUGGUAUUGCCAGUCUAUUCCACACCUCUAGUACCAACACAAUCCCACUUUGUUGGUGUCUGGUAGUGCACAAUGUAAGAUUGUGACAUGUUGUUGCUAUUACACACUACUAUGACUGUUUACCGAUAAUAACCAUAGCAUUCAGAGAAGACUUUAAAGACAUUUGUAAAUAAAAUUAUAAAUUUACAUA
Messenger RNA from Nematostella vectensis (starlet sea anemone), 2416 nucleotides. RefSeq names its product F-box/LRR-repeat protein 2. Gene Ontology annotation, biological process: SCF-dependent proteasomal ubiquitin-dependent protein catabolic process. The transcript has a single exon. The record is from RefSeq and is a predicted model, not a curated record. Lineage: Eukaryota; Metazoa; Cnidaria; Anthozoa; Actiniaria; Edwardsiidae. Gene Ontology annotation, cellular component: SCF ubiquitin ligase complex. Bases 194 to 1594 code for a protein of 466 amino acids.